Messenger RNA from Limulus polyphemus (Atlantic horseshoe crab), 1518 nucleotides. It is a transcript of the gene Csas, whose product is annotated as N-acylneuraminate cytidylyltransferase-like. The record is from RefSeq and is a predicted model, not a curated record. The transcript is spliced from 5 exons. The coding region runs from base 204 to 923 and encodes 239 amino acids. NCBI's taxonomy places the organism in Eukaryota, Metazoa, Arthropoda, Merostomata, Xiphosura, Limulidae. Gene Ontology annotation, molecular function: N-acylneuraminate cytidylyltransferase activity.
GACGCCAAUUUAGAUAUAAUGCGUUGCAAGCGAUGUAGAAUUUUCAACUUGAAAUUUCUACAGUAUCAUUAUAAUUUUUUCUUAAGUAUUACCCUUAUGUAACUGUACUUAAACGUCUGCUAUCACAUAAGCUACAUCAAAAACACAGUAAUUAAUAAAGCAGCUUACUUUUCGAGAUAUGUUUUGCUCACUUUUCUAUCAUAAUGAUGAUUACAAAAGGCACAACAGUGGAAGAGCAUGCGGCUGGUUUAGUUCUCGCACGAGGAAAAAGUAGUGAGCUUCCUAGGAAAAACAUUCAAAUUCUGAAUGGACUUCCACUUCUGGCUUGGGUAUUACGGCCGAUGAAAGACUAUAAAGGAUUUGAUUCUCUGUGGGUAGCUACUGAUGAUAAUGAUAUUGCUGAAGUAGCCAGCAAAUGGGGAGCAAAUAUAUUUUGGCGUUCCCCACGUACGUCUCAGGAUCGUGCUACCUCCGUUGAAGCAGUUCAAGAAUUCCUUCAAUAUCAUCCAGAAGUUACAGUGGUGGCGUUAGUCCAGUGUACAUCUCCUUGUAUUCAUCCGAACUAUUUAAAGAACGCCCAUGACAUGAUCAUAAACAACCACUUCGAUUCGGUGUUUUCGGUCACUCGUCAGCAUAAACUGCGAUGGAGCGAAGUUUUCGAAGAUGGAAGCACAAAAGCUUUGAACUUUGACCCAGCCAAGAGACCUCGCCGUCAAGACUGGCCAGGAGAGUUAGUUGAAACUGGACAUUUCUAUUUCGUUCGGCGUUAUUUGGUUAUGAGUGGCUUGUUACAAGGAGGAAGGUGUGGUUACGUUGAGCUUCCGGCUGAAUUAUGUACAGAAAUAGAUUCAGAAUUUGACUGGAUGAUGGCUGAACAUCAAGUCAAGUUUUACGGCUACUAUGGAGACUGUGAAACUUCUUGAUGAACCAUGCAUUUAAUAAAGAAUGUUUAUAGACAAUAGUGCGAAAAAGCUUACAAAAAUAAAUCUAACAACUUUUUUAUAAAUCAGUAUUAUUUAUGUAUAUUUUAUUUUUAGUAUUGUCUGAGUUUAAAUUUUGUAUAGGUUUCCAGAGACCUACAUUGAUUCUUUCAACGCAUUCUUAGCUCGUAAAAUCUUUAUUAUUUAAUUAUAAAUUAUUUUAUAUUCAGCUUAAGAUUUCUACCACAUUUGUAUUAUGUUACGAUGACUAGACUUAAUUGGUAAAAACAUGAAACUACAAAGCAAACCUAAAAAUAUUUCUACCACAUUUGUAUUGUGUUAGGAUGACUAGACUUAAGUGGUAAAAACAUGAAACUACAAAGCAAACCUAAAAAGAUUUCUACCACAUUUGUAUUAUGUUACGAUGACUAGACUUAAGUGGUAAAAACAUGAAACUACAAAGCAAACCUAUGAUUAUUAUCUGUUAGAUUUAGACUUUUACUUACCUUUCUUCCUGUCAUAUAUUUUAAAUUGGCAAAAUUCUUAAUAUGGAAAGGUCGUUCUUAGAUUCUAAUAAAGGAGUUGUUUUUUACAACAA